AUGCCAGCAUCCAUCACUACAGACAGGGGACGUCAAUUCGAGUCAGCACUGUUCACAUCCCUCACCAAACUUCUUGGCAGUACUCGCAUUCGAACCACCUCUUAUAACCCACAGUCAAACGGUGUGGUAGAACGCUUUCACUGUCAGCUCAAGGCAUCUCUGAAGUCUCAUCUCGACCCAUCUCGAUGGACUGAGUACCUACCCAUCACACUGCUGGGCAUUCGUGCUACGGUCAAGUCUGACAUCGCUUGCUCUCCUGCUGAACUGGUUUACGGCACUUCAAUGCGUCUUCCGGGCCAGUUUGUUGACCCUGCCAAAGAUACCACUCUGCUUGAUUGCAGCUCAUUCGUAGAUCAACUACAACAUCACAUGGCUCAACUUUCACCAGCAAGGACACGCGUCACAGGCACUGCUGUUCACAUCCCGAAAGAUCUGCAGUCGUGUACACAUGUUUAUGUCCGCUGUGAUGCCGUCCGUAAGCCCUUGCAGCCCCCUUACAACCGACCUUUCCUUGUACUCGGCCGCAACGACAAACAUUUCACUGUGUCUAUUUCCAACAAGCGCGAGCAAGUCAGCAUUGAUCGUCUUAAAGUGGCAUACACAGAAGCUAUUACUGAUGAGAGUACAACCACCUCUAACUCCUCCGGCACUCACCAAGCCGUACAGGAUGUUCCUGCACAUGCCAACACUUACUCACCACCACGAGCACCACCUUCAAAACUUCCAGUAACACCUCAACUCCCAGCAUCACCUCAAACACCACCCGUCACCAGGACAACCAAGUCAGGGCGUCAUGUCCGUUGGCCCAAGCGUUAUGUGGAAGUUAAUGACAUUGGCUGA
Molecule: messenger RNA, 840 nt
Organism: Patiria miniata (bat star)
Lineage: Eukaryota; Metazoa; Echinodermata; Asteroidea; Valvatida; Asterinidae
Exons: 1
Coding region: 1-840 (279 amino acids)
Biological process (GO): DNA integration
Molecular function (GO): nucleic acid binding
Source: RefSeq, a predicted model, not a curated record